Caenorhabditis briggsae is the source of this 495-nucleotide messenger RNA. Gene Ontology annotation, biological process: ATP synthesis coupled electron transport; mitochondrial electron transport, NADH to ubiquinone. Bases 1 to 495 code for a protein of 164 amino acids. The transcript has 2 exons. The record is from RefSeq and is a predicted model, not a curated record. Lineage: Eukaryota; Metazoa; Nematoda; Chromadorea; Rhabditida; Rhabditidae. Gene Ontology annotation, cellular component: mitochondrial inner membrane.
AUGAGCGGUCGCAAAAUUGCGGCAGCGACUGUUCAGAAUCGUACUCAAACACCAUUCUGGAACUGGCUCAAGCAAAAGCUUCUCGCUUCCGAUAGACAGCCGAUCACACCUCCACCUGGAAUCGCCGGACCAGACGGAAAAGCUGUGUACCAAAAUCCUCUCCGAUUCCCAAACACUCAGGCGGCUCGUCCCGGAUCUGCUGAGCUACCAACUCUUCCAGGAGGUGUCCACCACAAACUUGCUGAAAAUUACUACCUAACCAGAGAUGGCCGUAGAACUGUCGAACCACCAAAGGUCCUCUACUCGGAUGGAGCGAUUAGUGGAGAGCCAGUUCAAGUGAACCAAGGAGUGUCCAGUAACUUUGGGCUGCCAGCCCCAACCCCUGGAUUUGGAGCCGAAUGGAAUCGAUCGAAAGAAAAUGAGCUGUCUAGCCAGCAAAACAACACCGAGUACGAAUACUUGCAGCGUUUCGAUAAGUUCGCCAAAAGCAACUGA